Messenger RNA from Eruca vesicaria subsp. sativa (arugula), 1152 nucleotides. Lineage: Eukaryota; Viridiplantae; Streptophyta; Magnoliopsida; Brassicales; Brassicaceae. The record is from the annotation of a GenBank genome assembly.
GUGGAGGAGGAGCUUCUGGUGGUGCAGCAGGAUCCAUGCUUCAACAACAUGUGUCAAGACGUCAGAUUUCCUAGUUGGUCAGUUGACAGGUCUCAUAGGAGGCUCACAUAUAUUUUAGUUGCAGGUUUUGCAUAGAGUGGUUGAGGCGCUGAACUAGAAAUCUAAGAUCACCAUGGUCUUAAAAUCGCAGAGAGCUUUGCAAGUCAAGCUGAAGGUUUUGUUAUUUUGGAUUGGCAAGGCGUUGAUAAGACAUCAUCGCAACCGCAUUCAAGCUACACAGCUUCUGUCCAAGCUGCAAUUCAGGCUGGCAUUCACAUGGUCAUGGGUUCUUUUUAACUUCAAUGAAUUCAUCAAUGAUCUUAUGUCCUUAGUGAGGAGCAAAGUAAUACCUAUCACACGGAUUGAUGAUGCUGUCAGCAGAAUCCUACUUGUCAAGUUCACCAUGGGACUCUUUGAGAACCCUUUGGCUGAUUAUAGCUUCUCCAAUGAACUAGGAAGCCAGGCACAUAGAGACCUGGCAAGGGAAGCUGUUAGUAAAUCCCUUGUGCUGCUGAAAAACGGGAACAAUACCAAUCCUAUGCUCCCACUUCCAAGGAAGGCUUCAAAGAUCCUAGUAGCUGGUACUCAUGCUGAUAAUUUAGGUUACCAAUGUGGUGGUUGGACCAUAACUUGGCAAGGAUUGAGCGGCAACAAGAACACUAGAGAGACAGCUGGAGAUAGCGACAAGCUAACUAUGAGGGAUCCUGGUCCAGCCAUCGUUACCUCCACUUGUCAGGCUAUCAAAUGUGUUGUUGUAGUUGUUUCAGGGAGACCACUUGUGAUGGCACCUUACGUUGCCUCGAUUGAGGCCUUGGUUGCAGCGUGGCUACCGGGAACAGAAGGCCAAGGGAUCACUGAUGCUCUCUUUGGGGACCAUGGCUUCAGUGGGAAACUUCCUAUUACAUGGUUCAGAAACGCAGAGCAGUUGCCUAUGAGCUAUGGAGAUUUGCAUUAUGAUCCGCUUUUCGCUUAUGGGUCUGGUCUUGUAACUGAGUCUGUUGCGAGUAUUGUAGCUAGGUAUAAGUCCUUAAAACAUGUUGCAUCAUUCUCAGACACAAGAUUAAGAUCCUUUUAACUCCUUUUUUAUAAAGUAUUAUAAACAGUUUAUCAACC